AUGUCAGAACAAAUUGAAACUGAAAAGGUUCAUUCAUCUGUUCAUCAGCCAAAAAGUUAUCAAAGAAUCCUUUCCAAUACAAUUUUCGGGUACAUUAUUCGAGUUUCUCAAUUCAUCAGUACAAUUUUAGUUUUAGCACUUUCUGGUGAUUCACUCAAUAGGUAUGCAACAAGUGGAUCUAUGGGAUUCACAAUAUUCACAGCGGUUUUCACUUUGAUUUAUUUGAUUGUUUUCACUGUGAUUAUGUUAGUUUCUCCAAAUAUUCUUAUUUUAGGUGUUAAUUUAUUGUUGGAGUUGUUAAUAACAGUGUUUUGGUUUGUUUCAUUCAUUGCAAUUGCCGCCAUCUAUGGACCUGAUGAAUGUUCUGCCACUGUUGGUUAUGGAUGGUACAGAUAUACUUAUAUUUCAAACUCAUGUAAAUCAUCAAAAGCCGCCAUUGCAUUUGCAGCAGUUAAUUUUGUUUUAUUUCUCAUUUCAUUUGUGUCAUUGGCCAUCACAUCUUUCAAAAUUAUACCAGCUCAAAAAUUUUGGGAAAUAAAUGAUCGAAAUGGAUUAAAAUUCAAUAAACCAUUAUUAGCGGUGAGUAGCGUUGGUAAUAGUUUUGGAUCUAAUGAUAUUGAAAAACCUAUUGAAGAGAUUGAGAAUUCGGAACCACAUGUGAUUAAUGAUCAAGAUGAGGCAGCAUCCACUAGAAUCACCAACGAAGAAGCUGAAAAUUCUCGAAACACCAAUACUGAAACAGCCACACCAAGAGCAAACCAAAACUAG
Messenger RNA from Hansenula ciferrii, 768 nucleotides. Its product is annotated as MARVEL domain-containing protein. Gene Ontology annotation, cellular component: membrane. The coding region runs from base 1 to 768 and encodes 255 amino acids. The record is from RefSeq and is a predicted model, not a curated record. The transcript has a single exon. Lineage: Eukaryota; Fungi; Ascomycota; Saccharomycetes; Phaffomycetales; Wickerhamomycetaceae.